AUGCAUCUAACGUCUCUUCUCCUCCUUAUCCCCGCCGUCGCAGCUAGCUGCUUCCACAACACCCCUCUCGCCCGGCGUGCAACCGCCCCCAGCUUCGGGUAUACUGCCACGCGAGGCCCAUUGAACUGGUAUGGGCUCGACCCGAAUGCCAAUGCCGCUUGCGCAACAGGGACACACCAGUCCCCGAUCAUGAUCGGCAGCACUCAGAUCUCGAAAGUCGAUAACAGCACCAUCACCCUCUUUAUCCCUACGGUUUCCGAUCUCGAGUUCGAGAACCUCGGCACCACUAUCGAAGUGCCCUUGACGAAUGGCACGCUCGUCGUGAGAAACAAUACUUACACCUUGGCUCAGUUCCACUUCCAUACCCCUUCCGAGCACCGUAUCGAUGAGGAGCAUUUCCCCAUGGAAGCCCAUUUUGUGUUUUCGGAUGAGGAUGGAAACAUCGCCGUGGUGGGUUACCUCAUCCAACUCACCUCCACAAAGGAUCACAGCACACCCCUGCUGAACACCAUAUUCGAGAACGUCGAUGAGAUCUCCGAGCCGGGAAGCUCCACCGAGCUCGGAUUGCUGGACUUCAGUAGUGUCACGAGACAUUUCUCGAACAACGAUAUCUACACAUACUCUGGGUCGUUGACUACCCCGCCCUGCACCGAGGGUGUAGCGUGGUAUGUCAGUGGUUUGCCGUUGGUGUUGGACGUGGAUACGUAUAAUCAAGUGAAGAAGGUGUUGAAGUUCAAUUCACGCUAUACGCAGAACUUUUUGGGACAGGAAAAUUUGUUGCAGCUUGCGGCGGAUGAGUUGAAUGGUGUUGUUGCUUAGAGGGUCGAUGGAAUUGACUAGUUUAGGGUUUAGGUUAGUGUUGGAAGAGAAUUGUGGGACACGGGGAUGUCAAUGCCUGGGCGUGAGGCUUGGAUCUAAU
This is a messenger RNA of Aspergillus welwitschiae, 919 nucleotides long. Its product is annotated as alpha carbonic anhydrase. Gene Ontology annotation, molecular function: carbonate dehydratase activity; zinc ion binding. Bases 1 to 819 code for a protein of 272 amino acids. The record is from RefSeq and is a predicted model, not a curated record. The transcript is spliced from 2 exons. Lineage: Eukaryota; Fungi; Ascomycota; Eurotiomycetes; Eurotiales; Aspergillaceae.